Molecule: messenger RNA, 2281 nt
Organism: Arvicola amphibius (Eurasian water vole)
Lineage: Eukaryota; Metazoa; Chordata; Mammalia; Rodentia; Cricetidae
Gene: Tcf7
Product: transcription factor 7
Exons: 11
Coding region: 1-1305 (434 amino acids)
Biological process (GO): canonical Wnt signaling pathway; regulation of transcription by RNA polymerase II
Cellular component (GO): beta-catenin-TCF complex
Molecular function (GO): DNA-binding transcription factor activity, RNA polymerase II-specific; RNA polymerase II cis-regulatory region sequence-specific DNA binding
Source: RefSeq, a predicted model, not a curated record
AUGCCGCAGCUGGACUCGGGCGGGGGCGGUGCGGGUGCUGGCGACGACCUCGGCGCGCCCGACGAGCUGUUGGCCUUCCAAGACGAAGGCGAGGAACAGGACGACAAGAGCCGCGACAGCGCCGCGGGCCCCGAGAGGGACCUGGCGGAGCUCAAGUCCUCACUGGUGAAUGAGUCCGAGGGCGCGGCCGCAGGCGCCGGGGUCCCGGGUCCCGGCGUCCGGGUGCACGGAGAGGCCGAGGGAGCCCCCGAGGCCCUGGGACGAGAGCACACUUCGCAGAGACUUUUCCCAGACAAACUUGCAGAGUCCCUAGAGGACGGCCUGAAGGCCCCGGAGUGUGCCAGCGGCAUGUACAAAGAGACUGUCUACUCUGCCUUCAAUCUGCUCAUGCACUACCCACCGGCCUCCGGAGCAGGGCAGCACCCCCAGUCUCAACCCCCGCUGCAUAACAAGGCUGGCCAGCCCCCACAUGGCGUCCCCCAACUUUCUCCACUCUACGAACAUUUCAGCAGUCCACACCCCAACCCUGCACCUGCGGACAUCAGCCAGAAGCAAGGAGUUCACAGGCCACUGCAGACCCCUGAUCUCUCUGGAUUUUACUCUCUGACCUCAGGCAGCAUGGGACAGCUCCCCCACACUGUGAGCUGGCCCAGCCCUCCUCUCUACCCCUUGUCCCCUUCCUGCGGAUAUAGACAGCACUUCCCUGCCCCCACUGCAGCCCCUGGCGCCCCCUAUCCCAGGUUCACCCACCCGUCCUUGAUGUUGGGAUCUGGUGUACCUGGACACCCAGCAGCCAUCCCUCAUCCGGCCAUUGUACCCUCCUCAGGGAAGCAGGAGCUGCAGCCAUAUGACCGAAGCCUGAAAACACAGGCAGAACCCAAGGCAGAGAAGGAGGCUAAGAAGCCAACCAUCAAAAAACCCCUCAAUGCCUUCAUGCUUUACAUGAAGGAGAUGAGAGCCAAGGUCAUUGCAGAGUGUACACUCAAGGAAAGCGCUGCCAUCAACCAGAUCCUGGGUCGCAGGUGGCAUGCACUAUCUCGAGAAGAACAGGCCAAGUACUAUGAACUGGCUCGCAAGGAAAGGCAGCUGCACAUGCAGCUAUAUCCAGGCUGGUCAGCACGGGAUAACUACGGAAAGAAGAAGAGGCGGUCAAGGGAAAAGCAUCAAGAAUCCACCACAGACCCUGGCUCGCCUAAGAAAUGUCGUGCUCGCUUUGGCCUCAACCAGCAGACGGAUUGGUGUGGUCCGUGCAGGUGGGUUUGUCCCCACCAUCAUUCUCCCUUUGCUUCAAGCUGCUUCCCUUAAUGCACAUGUUCUGCCGGGUCUGCAGCCCCUCCUUUGGUCCCUCAGUCCCCUAGCAAGCCCUGUAGAGAAGGAAACCCAUGCCUCCUAAGAAUAUGUCUGACCACUGAACACAGACAGUGGAGAUGACUAGUCAGGGUGGAACAGUAGAGAGGGAAAGACAGCAUUCUAAGGAAAGAAAGGCAUACGCAAGUGGGUGGCUUGGGUACUAGCCAGGUUUACCAGGUCCUCAGAAAACAAAUCUGUCACACUUAGAUGACCCAAGCCUCUACUUCUAGCCUCAGACUCCCUCAUCUCCUUAAAAUGAAAUCCCUGUCUAAGAAAAACAAGGUGAGGGUAUCAGAGACUGCUGUGUGCGACUUGCCAUCUUGUACCUGUUAACACUCAGAAGGUGACAGAGGCUAGUGGGAAAUAGAUACCAUAGGGCAAAGAGAAAAGAAUCGUGGCAUGUGUGCCUGUGUGUGUGCACAUGCUCACAAUGGAGACUCCAUCCCUAGAAGAGGUCCUAUACCAUCUGUUUGUGCUGUUCAAGACAAACUACAGCUAGGGACUGGUAUACACCUGUAACCCUAGCACUCAGGAGGCCAAGGCAAGGCAGAGCAAACUGCCAACUGCCUGGAGAGCUACAGUUUUUAAGUAGGCAGCAGUCACCAUGCACUUCUUCCACUAGCCUGGCUGUGAGAACCAAGAUUGUCCACAAGUAUCACAGUCCCUUGACUCCUAAUGCCUGCAAGAAUACAUGGAACAGAAACUCAAGGACCCAAAUGAAGAUAGUUCUCCUGGAAAAUAGGAGGCCUACCCACAAAAGGUUCCACUUGCCACCUUGUGGCUGUUCUACAUAAUUGCACUCAUCCUCGGUCUGGGCCAGGUGGGGCUGAAGGAAUGGGCAUAGUUUCUGGGCCUCGGAGAGAGAGGACAAAGUGGUUAGCCAGGCCAGUUCAAGGACAGCCAUUUUCUGGUUGUGGUGUGUGACUAUGGA